Messenger RNA from Pygocentrus nattereri (red-bellied piranha), 2325 nucleotides. RefSeq lists its product as uncharacterized. Lineage: Eukaryota; Metazoa; Chordata; Actinopteri; Characiformes; Serrasalmidae. The transcript is spliced from 10 exons. The record is from RefSeq and is a predicted model, not a curated record. Bases 124 to 1824 code for a protein of 566 amino acids.
CAAGAAGCAGUGCUAGGUGUGAAGUUUCCAUGCAGCUCUACUAAAUUAGUGCACUAGGAUGUUUCCAGUACAAGCUUAAAUCAGCACCAUGGACCACUCAUAGGUCCUCUAGCAUCCUCCAGUAUGAUCGCUUCUGUCUGGUUUUGCCUCUAUGCUGCAGUUGUGAGGGCAAGUGUAAGGAAUGAAAUGGAGACAAUAGAUGCUACAGAGGGAACGACUGUAACUCUGAGGACUGACUUGACCACAAAAACCACCGGUGAUGUAAUUGUGUGGACAUUUGGACCUGCAGACACUCUCAUAGCACAGCUAGUUAACCGGAACACUGUCACUCUCUCUAGUGAAAGAUUCAGAGACAGACUACAGCUGGACACGCAGACUGGAUCUCUGACCAUCUGCAACGUAGGCAUCAGUGACUCUGGAGUUUAUAAAGUACUUAUCAUCAGUGUAGAGAUCUCAAACAAGCAGUUCACGGUCACUGUUUAUGCACCUGUCUCCAUACCUGCCAUCAAAAAUAUCUCAGAUAUCAGUGAGUGUCAAACUCCAGACAAGAAUCUGUCACAUUCUAACAUAUCGGAAGCCACAGAAGAUCAGUCAAUGCAGCUUCAAAGCACUCCCAUCAGGACAGACAGAGGGUCCACUACAGAUCUCUGCACAGUGCUUUGUUCAUUGACAAAUGGCCCGCAUGUCAACCUGUCAUGGACUAAAGGCAAACGGACUUUGAAACAGACCAAUAAUUUGGAUGUUAGUGUCCUUCUCUGCCUUCAUCUGGAGAUACACAUUCAGGACAAUCACAUCUACAGCUGUGUAGCUGCCAACCCAAUCAGCAGUCACUCAACCCAACUCAACAUCACACAGUUCUGUCCACAAGUUGGCCUGUCCAGAGUCCACUGUUGUGGCGCUGUUGAACGUUUGGUCCGACUGGUGCUGUCUGCUGUGGUGGGCUUGGCUGUUGUUGCCAUCCUGAUUCAUCACUUUAGAUCCAGAACUGUUUUGAAUAGGAGGGUGGAAACUCAUAUUAAUGCCACAGGCAGCCGUCAGACCACCAGCAUGAGGAUUUCUGUCCGGAUUUUGAUCUAUGCUUUAGGUCUGCUGUGCUCAGCUGGAGAAGAGGUUGUCAGACUGCAGGAGCUGGAGGGAAACACUGUAACCAUCCAUACUGGAUUAACUGGAGUUCAGAGUCACAAAAUAAUGUGGUUGUAUGAAUCUGAGAAUGUAGACAUCAGGAGAGUGGAUAGUCUGGUGAUUAGAGGAGAGAUUAUUACAGACAAUUACAGUGAGAGAUUCAGAGACAGAUUGCAGCUGAACACAACCAGUGGAUCUUUAACCAUCAGGAGCAUCAGCAGAGAAGAUUCUGGAGUUUAUACUUUACAAAUCAGUAGUAAAAGUGUCUCCGCCUGGAGUUUCAGUGUUGAUGUCUAUGCUCCAGUAUCAAAGCCAGUCAUAAAAAAUCAAUUUGAAAAAUACUCAGUGAGUCACAGAGACCUAUGUUUCUUGCUCUGCUCUGUGGAGAACGGGAAGGAUGUGAGUUUGUCCUGGUAUGAAGAGAAAGAGAGAAUCUCCAGCAUCAGCAGCUCAGAUUCCAGUGAACGUCUUUAUCUUCCUCUGAAUAAAACCAACCCAGACUGUUCUACUUACACCUGUGUAGCUGCUAAUCCAGUUAGUAAUCAGACCACCCAGCUCGACAUUACAGGUCAUUAUCAUCACUCGGCUGAGUUUGUGGUGAGACUGGUGCUCUCUGCUGUGGUGGUCCUGGCCACCAUCUCCAUCCUGCUUUAUCACUUCACAUCCAAAAGGAACGUGGUGAAACGCAAGUUUCACCAUUAACAAACUGCUGAUGUUUUUCUUUCUAUAGCAGAGCAUUUCUAUAGCAUUCAAAAAUGAAUAGUAUCAAAACAAAGAGUCUAUUACACUGCUGGAUAGAAUAGAAGCUUAUACCCCAUCUAGCUGCCCAACAUCAUUACAUGCACAGACAUUACAUGCUGCCAUCUGCUGGACUGUAUGACUCUGAUCUGAGAGCUCUUCCUUCUUAUUUAUGCCUACGUUACUCAGAGUUUCUCAGAGUGAAGUUUCAGUGCAGCUCCACUGGACUGCUGCACACUGAGGCCUCUACAGUACAGUAAAUCAGCUCAAAGCAGCUCUGUGGGCAGCUGUUAGAAAACCAUCAUGAGGGCUUCUGUCUGGUUCUUCAUCUGUGCUGCAGCUCCAGUAUCAAAGCCAGUCAUAAGAAAUCAAGCUGAAAAGCGCUCAGUGAGUCUGAGAGAGUCAUGCUCUCCUCUGUGCUCUGUGGAGAACGGGAAGGAUGUGAGUUUGUCCUGGUAUGAAGAG